Sparassis crispa is the source of this 375-nucleotide messenger RNA. RefSeq names its product 60S ribosomal protein. The record is from RefSeq and is a predicted model, not a curated record. Gene Ontology annotation, molecular function: mRNA binding; structural constituent of ribosome. Gene Ontology annotation, cellular component: ribosome; cytosolic large ribosomal subunit. Bases 1 to 375 code for a protein of 124 amino acids. The transcript has 4 exons. NCBI's taxonomy places the organism in Eukaryota, Fungi, Basidiomycota, Agaricomycetes, Polyporales, Sparassidaceae. Gene Ontology annotation, biological process: maturation of LSU-rRNA from tricistronic rRNA transcript (SSU-rRNA, 5.8S rRNA, LSU-rRNA); translation.
AUGCCCGGCAAAGUCAAGGCGUACGAGCUCCAAUCUAAGUCCAAGAAUGAUUUGACGAAGCAGCUCGUUGAGCUGAAGAACGAGCUCUUGGCUCUGCGGGUGCAGAAGAUUGCGGGAGGUUCUGCGGCAAAGUUGACCAAGAUCAACACCGUCCGCAAGUCAAUCGCACGGGUACUGACCGUUACCAACCAGAAACAACGGCAAAAUCUCCGCGAGUUCUACAAGAACAAGAAGUAUUUGCCUCUUGACCUCCGUGUUAAGAAGACACGGGCAAUUCGGCGGCGUUUGACGAAGCACGAGGCGUCGCUGAAAACACUCAAGCAGCGCAAGAAGGACAUCAACUUCCCCAUCCGGAAGUACGCUGUGAAAGCAUGA